Messenger RNA from Drosophila kikkawai, 1478 nucleotides. RefSeq lists its product as uncharacterized. The record is from RefSeq and is a predicted model, not a curated record. NCBI's taxonomy places the organism in Eukaryota, Metazoa, Arthropoda, Insecta, Diptera, Drosophilidae.
UGUCCAAAGAUGCAGAAGUAUCUCAUAAAUUGUCAAGUUUAAAUAAUAUCUAAUUUGCGGUUGCGGUUUUCUGGUGAAAAGCGCGUUUUUAGCGGAUGGAGAAUACUCAAUUUUUUAGACCUUUUUCCCUCAGUGUCGGAACUUUGGUUAUCCGGCAAACAAACAGAGAACCCGGAGGAGAAAAAAAAAUAUAUAUAGAAUAGGUUUGCUACCAAACAUCAUCGGAGGAGUAGCACGCGCAGGCACCAAAUCAAGUUCGGCAAUCCAAGCGACUAAAAAGUGCUAACUGAGCGUUAUAAUAAAGCUUAGCCUUAGCCACAACUUUCGAGCUGCGGCAACCGAUCGGCGGCUGAGAAAACUUUAAAAAGUCGCCGGCAAUGCUGCCGUAAUCUUAUUUCCGAUCUGAGCUUGGAGCUGGCAACACAAUCCACGGAAACAAAUCAACAUGAAGUGCACUUUGCUAACUACCUUGCUGGCGACCCUGGCUGUCUCCUCUCUGGCGGCCCCCUUCGACUUGAGUGAUAUCUUCUCCAGCUUCCAGCCGCUGGAGAAGCAGGAUGUGGUCAAGCGCCAAGUGCAGGUUCAGGCCAAUCCCGAUGCCGAGCUGAAGCAGAUCUCGUUCCAUGGUCUGAUCGGUGAUCUGGAGGAUAGUCUGUUCCAGUCAGCCCUAAGCGUACACCAGGCUAGUGCUCCUGGCAGCCAGGUGGAGGAAGUCAAGCCUGGCCAGGCUAUCGAUGAGGAUGAGGAGCAUGCGUUGACCAAGCGUUCGGAUGAGUCCACACAAGCUACCACGGUCACAGACGGUUCAAUAGAUGACAGCGUGGCUCGCAAGAUUCUGUUGCAGACCACCAAGAAGGUGCCCGGCAGCGAGGACGGUGUGCCCGCUCACCUUAUCAUCGACCAUGUCUCCGUGCAGCCACAUAAUGGCGGUGCCCUGCCCCUGAUUCCCACCUUCCAGGUGCACCACACAAAGUUGAUCUCGGCCACCAUUAAGGAGGACUCGAAUAACGACAGCAGCGAUGGCAAGCAGACUAAGAUUAGCAUCACCAAGACCUCGAUCACAUCGACGGCGCCUCUGGAGAGUGUGGAGGAGGCGGUGGCCGCCGCAUCGGGUGCCAGUUCAAGCUCUAGCUCAACGAGCACCACCACAGAGAGCGCCACCACGAAGGCAGCUCAGGAGAAGGAGCAGACGGAGGCGGACAAGCCAAGUUCCACCACUGUUCUGACCAUCGUGACUAGCUCCAGCACCAGCUCCAGCUCUACCUCCACCUCCACCACCACCGAGGCGCCCAUUGAGAAGCUGAAGAAGGACGAGGAGAAGCUCAAGGAGAAGGUGGCCGAGGUGGAGGCCGAUCCCGUCAUCCUCUCGGCUCGCGUUUAAGCAAGCCGACCUUUUGAACUAGUUGUAGCCCAUCCAAUCUCAUCUCAAACUCACAUAUUUAUGACACGCCAAGUUCAAUUAAAGUCAUGUGAUCCGA